UUGCUCGGCGGAAGAAACACAGAUGGCGGCGGCGCGGCGCCAUUCCGGGCCGGGAGCAGGCAGCCAGCAGCCCUGUCCUCACCGCGGUCCGCCCGCCGCCGCUAAAUACCCGGAUGCGCCGCCCGAGCGCCAGACGCGGAGCUGGGAAAAAGGAGGCAGAAGCAUAGCCAAGCUCCAAGACCAAGCAACAUACCCGCGGAGCUGGGCCACGCAGAGCCGGCCCAAAGAGCCCUCCCGCCACCCCAGCCGGGGAGAAGCAGCGACUCCUCGCCCCCGCAUCCCCGCGAGCCAGACUCCGGACUGGCUCUGUAGUCAGGGGCUCGAGAGCAGAUCCCCAAGGCAGGUUUUGCUCAGCCUCCAACGAGGGCUGGCCUUUUGGAAGGCGUCUUCAACAGCCAGACCAGGGAGACCACCAUGACUGAGAACUCUACAUCUACUCCUGCGGCCAAGCCUAAGCGGUCCAAGGCCUCCAAGAAGUCCAUAGAUCACCCCAAGUAUUCAGACAUGAUCGUGGCUGCCAUCCAGGCUGAGAAGAACCGCGCUGGUUCCUCGCGCCAGUCUAUCCAGAAGUAUAUCAAGAGUCACUACAAGGUGGGUGAGAACGCCGACUCGCAGAUCAAGUUGUCCAUCAAGCGUCUGGUCACCACUGGUGUCCUCAAGCAGACCAAAGGGGUGGGUGCCUCAGGGUCGUUCCGGCUGGCCAAGAGUGAUGAGCCCAAGAAGUCUGUGGCCUUCAAGAAGACCAAGAAGGAAGUGAAGAAGGUGGCCACGCCAAAGAAGGCAGCCAAGCCCAAGAAGGCUGCAGCCUCAAAGGCCCCAAGCAAGAAACCCAAAGCCACCCCAGUCAAGAAGGCCAAGAAGAAGCCGGCUGCCACGCCCAAGAAAACCAAAAAACCCAAGACUGUCAAAGCCAAGCCAGUCAAAGUAUCCAAGCCCAAGAAGGCCAAAUCGGUGAAGCCCAAAGCGAAGUCCAGUGCCAAGAGGGCCGGCAAGAAGAAGUGACAAUGAAGUCUUUUCUUGUGGACACUCCUGUUUUCUGUAAAUACUUUUCUUUUUUUUCCCCCUCUUAAUUCUCAUCUGCAGCCCCCUUUUAUUCUGACUUCAUAAGAGACACAAUUUGGAUUCCUCAGAAGUUACUGAAUAAUUCGUUUUUCCUUAACCUUAAGGACAGCAACAGCAUCUCAUCUCUAAUGAUGAGAAUGUACUUAUACUUUGUUUUGUUAUUAAUCUACUUAUGGAGCUAGGGAUUUGGGUGGGCCUGUGUGUUUUGUUUUGUCCAAUUGUUUUUUACGAAGGUACAUGGGGAAGGAGAGAACAGGCAAGGCGGUUUGUUCUGGCUAGAGGAGAGUGAAACCAGAAAUUGUGAAGUAGGAGGAAUAUCUUUAAAGCCAGAAAGCUUUCUUUAAAUUGGACACCCCUCUGGGUUUCAGAACCUUUGGUGAGAAGAGAGAGUUGGCAGCAGCUAUCCUGAAAAAGGGAGGUAGAAGAAUAAAAACAAGGUCUCCUGGGCUGACUCCCAUCUCCCAGUUGGUGAGCGGGGGUGGGGGUGGGGGGUGUCCAAACUCAGUUUUCUUAUCACUUCUGUUGGUCUGCCCUUGUGGCCUAUUGUCUUGGGGAAGGGGCUAGGGCAGGGUAGGCAAAGUGACAGCUGGUUAGGAGCAGCAGCUUCUCCCGGUCAGCUAGAUACUGGCCAUUGGGGGCUCUUUGUGGCUUGGGCAAAGUCUUGUUAACCAGGAAUGGAAACUUUGGGGGGAGGGUGGGGAGUCUGUCAGCCAAGUGCCUCAGUGUGCCCUGUUGAAACUUGGGUUUUUCCACACAAUCGAUGGAUUGUGUUUGGGAAGACUUCCUUUAGUUUUUUGCUUUUCCCAUACAAGAAACGGGUGGCUUUGCUUGGUCUGGUGAGGCUCCAGUCCCACCAAUAGCCACUUAAACCCUUUUUACUUCGGAGUCUUUUAUAAGUAGUUGUAGCUGGGGAGGGGGAGUGGGAAGGGAGUGGACAGCAAGAUACUGCAGUCGAUUUUGAAUUUGCUAAGUAGUUUUACUGAGCUAGGUCCGUGAGUGUGUAUGCACUCACAUAUAUAUACGCAUAUCUAGGGCUAGUACUUAACGUUUCACGCCCAGGAGCUGUAAGAAAAAACCUGUACAGUUGUCUCUUAAUUUUAAAAGGAAGAUCGUGCCCCACCCCCCCUUUUUUUUAAAUAAGUGUUAUUUGUGCCGGCAAAGUUUUGCUGUCUUUGUAAUUUUAAAACUUUAAAAAUAAAAUUGGAAAAGGAAGAAGCCUGACUGGUGUAUUUUUCCUC
Nycticebus coucang (slow loris) is the source of this 2300-nucleotide messenger RNA. RefSeq names its product histone H1.0. Gene Ontology annotation, molecular function: nucleosomal DNA binding; structural constituent of chromatin; double-stranded DNA binding. Bases 415 to 1002 code for a protein of 195 amino acids. The record is from RefSeq and is a predicted model, not a curated record. Gene Ontology annotation, cellular component: nucleus; nucleosome. The transcript has a single exon. Gene Ontology annotation, biological process: negative regulation of DNA recombination; chromosome condensation; nucleosome assembly. Lineage: Eukaryota; Metazoa; Chordata; Mammalia; Primates; Lorisidae.